Messenger RNA from Juglans regia (Persian walnut), 2415 nucleotides. RefSeq names its product putative pentatricopeptide repeat-containing protein At3g16890, mitochondrial. The transcript has a single exon. Gene Ontology annotation, molecular function: protein binding. The coding region runs from base 61 to 2226 and encodes 721 amino acids. The record is from RefSeq and is a predicted model, not a curated record. Lineage: Eukaryota; Viridiplantae; Streptophyta; Magnoliopsida; Fagales; Juglandaceae.
AGCACUUCUCUAAUUUAUAAGCAAACUAGCCUGCAUUUGGCGGCUUAUCAGGCGAGUGACAUGAGACUGAGAGGGUCGUCUUCCUUAGCUUCCAGGGCUUCACCUGCACUCAGAAACCUACCUGAAGAAGCUUGCAAUAAGAAGAAGCUUCCGAGGGAUGCCCCAUCAAAGGCCGAAUCCAAGGAAUUUACUGAUCAAGGACGCUCGAACAACUUUGAAGCUCUUUCAACAGGUAACCCUUCUCCUCUAAACUCUCAGUUCAGAAAUCCCAACUCAGUUUCCAUCUCAAAGAACCCCAUUCCAGCUAAGAAACGCCAAGAUACUGUUAGAAAAAUUGACCACCAGUACAUCUCUCAAAUUCUGUCGCGGAAGGACUGGUUUGUAUUGCUAAACCACGAGGUCAAGGCGAGGAGAAUCAUUUUGACUGCUCAGUUUGUAGCGAGUGUCUUGCAAAAUCAAGAAAACCCAUUACACCCUUUGAAAUUUUAUAUCUGGGUUUCGAAUAUCGACCCAUUAUUUGCGAAGAAUCAAUCCAUUCGAGGUGUCUUAUCUAACACCCUUUCUCGGAAAGGUCCAGUUGUUUUGUCUGUUGAGUUGCUUCAGGACAUUAGGAAUUCUGGUUGCCGGGUUACAGAAGACCUGCUUUGUGUACUGAUCGGCAGUUGGGGGAGAUUGGGGUUGGCAAAAUAUUGUGCGGAAGUUUUUGCCCAAAUAUCAUUUUUGGGUCUUAGUCCAACCACGAGGUUGUAUAAUGCGGUUAUAGAUGCAUUGGUGAAAGCCAAUUCGCUUGACUUAGCAUAUCUGAAAUUCCAACAAAUGACUGCUGAUAAUUGCAAUCCUGAUAGGUUCACUUAUAAUAUCCUAAUUCAUGGAGUUUGCAAGAUUGGAGUGUUGGAUGAGGCGCUUCGUUUGGUCAAGCAGAUGGAGGCCUUGGGAUAUUCACCGAAUGUGUUCACGUAUACAAUAUUGAUUGACGGGUUUUGUAAUGCAAAUAGAGUUGAUGGAGCCUUUAGACUUUUAGAGAUGAUGAUAGGGAGGAAUGUGUAUCCAAGUGUGGCUACUAUUAGGUCACUCGUUCAUGGGGUUUUUCGUUGUGUAGCUCCUAGUAAGGCUUUUGAGUUGCUAUCAAGAUUUGUGGAGAGGGAGCCUGUCUUGUCUAAAUCAGCUUAUAAUACUAUACUGCAUUGCCUCUCAAAUAAAUCUAUGGCGAGAGAGGCUGCUAUUUUUUUAAGAAAUUGUGGGGCAAAAGGUUAUUUUCCUGACAGUUCAAUCUUUAAUAUUGUAAUGACUUGUCUGAUAAAAGGAUUAGAUUUGAAUGAGACAUGUGAGCUAUUUAGUAAUUUCAUAGGGCGAGGCAUGAAGCCGGGGUUUAGUACGUAUCUUGCACUAAUUGAAGCUACAUACAGGACAGGAAGAAGCAAGGAAGGGAAUAUUUUUUUGGAUCAAAUGUUCAAGGAUGGACUUGUAUCUGAUGUUUUUUGCUAUAAUAUGGUGAUUGAUUGCUUGUGUAAAGCCAAUAAGAUGGACAGGGCAUCUGAGACUUUCAGAGACAUGCAGCAUAUGGGAAGUGCUCCUAACCUUGUCACUUACAAUACCCUUAUUAGCGGACAUUGCAAGGAUGGAGAGCUAGAUAAGGUGCGGGAACUGCUGGUGAUGCUUUUAGAACAUGGAUUUAAGCCUGAUAUCUUCACAUUUAGUUCAAUAAUAGAUGGCCUUUGUCGAGUACACCAGAUUGGUGAUGCUUUUGAGUGUUUCAUUGAAAUGGUUGAGUGGGGUGUCACCCCAAAUGCUGUCACAUAUAAUAUAUUGAUCCACUCUUUAUGUGUCAUUGGGGAUGUUGGUAGAUCAAUGAGUCUUUUGAAAAAGAUGCAAGCCAACGGAAUAAGCCCCGAUACUUUCUCAUUCAAUGCUCUUAUUCAAAGUUUUUGCAGGCUGAAUAAGGUUGAGAAAGCGGAGAACCUUUUCAUUACCAUGUUAAAACUAGGUUUGCAUCCUGACAAUUAUACAUACAGUGCUUUGAUCAAGGCACUCUGCCAAUGUGGGAGACUAAUUGAAGCUAUGGAGAUAUUUCACUCGAUGGAUGUAAAUGGUUGUAUUCCCGAUUCUUAUACAUGUAAAUUAAUUUUGGAAACUCUAGUUCAGCUAGGCCACUUUGAAGAGGCUCGGAAUUUGGUAAAGAGAUGUAGUAAGAGUGGACUUUCGUUGAAAUCCAAUCCUAACUUGUAGGACAGCGCUAUUAUGGUCCAUCAGUUCGUGCUGCUUUGAUGUUGGAUAUGCUUUGAUCUUGAUAUAGUUUGAUAUGAGCCACAACUCUUGUGUAUUGUAGACAGAUAGGUCCCUAUGGAUAGUAUUUUGAAUUUACAAAGUUUGUAAAAUGUAUCUUCAAAUAGAAUUUAUGAAAGUGGUUUUGUAGAA